Messenger RNA from Meloidogyne enterolobii, 1164 nucleotides. The record is from the annotation of a GenBank genome assembly. NCBI's taxonomy places the organism in Eukaryota, Metazoa, Nematoda, Chromadorea, Rhabditida, Meloidogynidae.
AUGUUAAUUCACAAAUUCGACCCACUCCUCACUGUCCAAAUUAUUGGUUCUUAUUUGGAUAUGAUGAAUAUUGAUGGUUGGAUGCCUAGAGAAAUAGCUAUUGGCUCUGAAGCUGAAGCACGCAUUCCAGGCACUUUUCUAGUUCAAGAAGAUUGGGUUGCUAACCCUCCAAUGUUUUUCUAUUUAAUGAGGGACUUUAUUUCUGAUAAAGAGUUAUUCCGUCGUUAUGGCCCUGAAUUGAAAAGAAUGUACCCAAGAAUGAAACAACUUUAUUUGUGGCUCAGGAAUAGUCAAGGUGGGCCAAAACCAGGCACUUUUCGUUGGCAUGAUAGAAAUGCAACUACAAAUAUGGAAUUAAACCCAUGUUCCCUAGCCAGCGGUUUUGACGACUUCCCCAGGGCCACACACCCAACAGAAAAAGAAUACCAUGUAGAUUUACGUUGUUGGAUGGCUAUGAGUUCUUCCGUUUUGGUUGAUUUAGCUAGACAAUUUGGGGAUGAAGAAUUCUUACCGGCAAUUGAAAGAGAAUCUGAAACACUUAAUGAUGUUGAGAGUUUGGAUAAAUUGCAUUGGUCUGAAGAUAAACAACAAUAUUGUGAUUAUGGAUUACACAGUGACUCUGUUAAAUUAGUACCAGAAACAACGCCAGAAGGAGACACCAUUUUAGUACGUAAAGUACUUAAAGAACCUCAGUAUAAAUUUGUUGAAAAUGUAAAUGGAUAUAGUAAUUUAUUUCCUCUAUUUAUGCGUAUUUUGCCUGCAAAUUCACCACAUAUUGGGCCUUUACUUAAACAAAUGAGAGACCCUGAACAAUUUUGGACAGAUUUUGGAUUACGUUCAAUAUCAACACUUUCACCUUAUUACUUUACUUGGAAUUCUAAAUCAGGGUCGCCUUAUUGGAGAGGGCCUGUUUGGAUUAAUAUGAAUUAUUUUGCGAUCGCAGCUCUAAAACAUUAUUCGCUGAUUGACGGCCCUUUUAAGGAGGAAGCUGGUCGUUUACAUUUUGAAUUGCGUGACAAUUUGUUGAAGAAUGUAGCGAUGCAGUACGAAAAAACUGGAUUUUUGUGGGAGACAUAUAACGAUAAAAAUGGGCAAGGAGAAGGCAACCAUCCUUUUACGGGCUGGACAACUUUAAUAUUAAAGAUUUUAUCUAAUACUUAUUAA